This is a messenger RNA of Macrosiphum euphorbiae (potato aphid), 450 nucleotides long. The record is from the annotation of a GenBank genome assembly. NCBI's taxonomy places the organism in Eukaryota, Metazoa, Arthropoda, Insecta, Hemiptera, Aphididae.
AUGAAGGAAGAAUUUAAAGCAUUUCCUGAAAUGGUUUGUGCUGAUGCUACAUACAAGCUGGUGGAUAUGAGAAUCCCAUUGUAUGUGCUGUUAAUUGAGGAUGGUAAUGGCCAGAGUGAGAUAGCUGCUCUUGGGUUGCUAGUAAAUGAACAGAGAGACACGUUACAAUGGUUCUUUAAUAAGUUCAAAGAAUGUAAUCCAGCCUGUUCAAAUACAAGAGUAUUUAUUACAGAUAAGGACAUGAAAGAGCGUUCUGUUAUCAAGUCAUUGUUUCCAACCUCUCGUCUUGUGAUUUGCCUUUUCCACACUUUGCGCACAUUUAACAGGGAAAUCACCUGCGAAAAAUUAGGUAUAACGCCAGAUGAACGAGAUAAUAGCAAAAAGUUAAUUGAACAGUUAUGCUACUGUAAAAAUGAAAAAGAAUACCAAGAGAUACAUACCAUUUUUUAA